AUGGCUAUGGAAGGCGUCGUUUGGGAGUGGGAUGACGCCGGAGAAGGCCAGACGAUGGCGCGGCUCUGUCGGAUGGAAGGUGCAAAUGCUGGAUCCUCGAAGAAAUUUUUGAAGCAAACUUAUGAAACUUCAGCAAAUUGUCUAAGAACAAAUUAUUAUGGGAUCAAGCUAGUGAGCAAAGAACUUAUUCCACUUCUUCAAUUAUCCAAUUCAGCUAGAAUAAUAAAUGUCUCCUCCACAUUGGGACAGCUGAAGGUGGUCGAAGGAUUCUUAGAAGAUGUGAAGGAGAAUUUGAUAAAAGACAAGGGCUGGCCUACAGUUUAUUCUGCUUAUUUUGUCUCCAAGGCAGCUCUGAAUGCUUACACGAGGAUUCUGGCUAACAAAUAUUCCAACAUUGCCAUUAACGCAGUUAAUCCUGGCUAUACCAAUACAGAAUUGAAUGAAAACACUGGAGUCUUGACUGUUGAAGAAGGAGCAACUUUUUUCUUUAGGAUUGCAGUUGUUACGGGGGCCAACAAAGGGAUAGGAUUUGAAAUAUGUAAGCAGCUAGCUUCAAAUGGGGUGGAGGUGAUAUUAACUGCUAGAGAUGUGAAGAGGGGAAAUGAAGCUGUUGAAAAACUCAAGGCUGCUGGAUACUCCGAUGUGAUUUUUCAUCAACUUGAUGUGGGGGACAAGGCUAGCAUUUCUUCUUUUGCAAAUUUCAUCAAAACUCAAUUUGGGAAGCUUGACAUAUUGAUAAACAAUGCAGGGAUUGCUGGAUCCAUAAUCAACGCAGAAGAUCAAGAGGGCUUAAUACAAGGGUAUUAUGAAGUUGCAGGUGGAAAUCAUGGAUCCUUGGAGAAAGUUUUCAAGCAAACAUUCGAAACUGCCACGGAUUGUAUAAGAACAAAUUAUUAUGGGAUGAAGCUAGUGAGCAAAGAACUAAUUCCACUUCUUCAAUCAUCCAAUUCUGCAAGAAUAAUAAAUGUCUCCUCCUCCUUGGGACAGUUAAAGCAUAUCCCAAAUGAGAAUACAAGGAAGGAGCUAGGAGAUGUAGAUGGCCUCACAGAAGGAAAAGUGGACAAGGUGGUGGAAGGGUUCCUAGAAGACGUCAAGGAGAAUUUGAUACAAGUCAAAGGCUGGCCGACAAAUUUGUCUGCUUAUCUUGUCUCCAAGGCAGCUGUGAAUGCUUUUACAAGGGUUCUUGCUAUGAAGUAUCCCAACAUUGCCAUUAACUCAGUUUGUCCGGGCUAUGUCAAGACAGAUAUUAAUCACAACACCGGAGUCUUGACUGUUGAAGAAGGAGCUAAAAGUCCUGUCACACUAGCUUUGAUGCCUGAAGGUGGACCUUCCGGCCUAUUCUUUUCUCAGACGGAAGUGUCAACCUUUUAA
This is a messenger RNA of Corylus avellana, 1371 nucleotides long. Lineage: Eukaryota; Viridiplantae; Streptophyta; Magnoliopsida; Fagales; Betulaceae. The record is from RefSeq and is a predicted model, not a curated record.